Molecule: messenger RNA, 1572 nt
Organism: Manduca sexta (tobacco hornworm)
Lineage: Eukaryota; Metazoa; Arthropoda; Insecta; Lepidoptera; Sphingidae
Product: retinal dehydrogenase 1
Molecular function (GO): aldehyde dehydrogenase (NAD+) activity
Source: RefSeq, a predicted model, not a curated record
ACGUUCUGGAGGUUUACGUGACAAUGGCACCGCAGAUAAAAUACACGAAGCUUUUCAUUGAUAAUGAGUGGGUGGACGCCAAGAGCGGGGACACCUUCGACACCUUUUCACCUCACGAUGGAUCCGUUAUCGCAACAGUUGCGCGAGGUGGUAAGGAAGACAUUGACGCUGCAGUAAGUGCGGCCAAGCGCGCCUUCCACCGCAACUCGGAGUGGCGCCUGCUCGACGCAUCUAAACGAGGCGAAAUCCUCAACAAAUUCGCGGAUCUAGUAGCGCGCGAUACGGACUACUUAGCUGAACUUGAGUCUUAUAAUAAUGGAAUAAUUCUGCAAUUUGCCAAAAGCUUUCUGACAAAAGUCCCAUCAACAAUCCGUUAUGUCGCCAGUCUAGCAGAUAAGAUCCAGGGAGACACAAUACCAGCUGACGGCGAAAUUUUUUCAUACACUUUGAAACAACCGGUUGGUGUUUGCGGUUUGAUACUGCCCUGGAACGUUCCGAUUUUGAUGUUUUUGAACAAAGUAUGCACAGCGUUAGCUGCUGGUUGCACUGUGGUGGUAAAACCCGCGGAGCAGACCCCGUUGACGGCGUUAGCGUUGGGAGCCUUGCUCAAGGAAGCCGGUGUUCCUAAAGGCGUUGUCAACAUCGUGACAGGAUUCGGGGAAGACGCCGGAGUAGCCCUUACUCACCAUCUCGACGUUGCCAAGAUAUCGUUUACGGGAUCACUUGAAGUAGGGAAAUUAAUUCAGAAGGCGGCUGGCACUAACAACCUUAAACGAGUUACUUUGGAGCUCGGUGGCAAGAGUCCCCUCGUUAUAAUGAACGAUGCUAAUUUGCAACUCGCAGUACCGAUUGCUGCGAUGGGUGUAUUUGGUCUUCAAGGUCAAAUGUGCAUUGCCGCUUCACGAUUAUACGUCCAAUCUGGUAUCUAUGAUAAGUUUGUUGAAGAAGCUGUCAAAUUUGCCAAGACUUUGAAAAUCGGAAACCCUGCUGAUCCCACCACCACUCAUGGGCCACAGGUGGAAGAAGUAAUGAUGAACAAAGUCCUUGGCUACAUAGAGAAGGGCAAACAGGAAGGCGCCAAGCUGCAGACUGGAGGGAAACGCGUCGGCACCACAGGCUACUACAUCGAACCCACUGUCUUCUCUGACGUCACCGAUGACAUGACUAUUGCAAAGGAGGAGAUCUUCGGUCCAGUUCAAAAUAUUAUGAAAUUUGAGACUUUCGAGGAGGUGGUAGACCGUGCCAACGCGACUAACUACGGACUUGCUGCCGGAAUAUUCACCAGCGACAUCAACACCGCUCUGCAGUACAGCAAACAUGUCGAAGCUGGCGUUGUUUGGAUAAACACUUACUUAGCGUCGGCCCCACAGAAUCCUUUCGGAGGAUUCAAGGAAUCUGGAAUUGGUCGUGAAAAUGGCAUGCACUGCGUCGAGGAGUAUCUGGAAGUUAAGACCGUUACCAUCGCCCUGCCUAAGAAGCUAUAAAAUGCUAAAAGGAACAAAUGGACAAAAAUUAUAUGAAAUUUAACAAUUUAUCGAGAAACAAUAAAAUGUUCAACAUUAUUUAAAUUUA